Molecule: messenger RNA, 3756 nt
Organism: Carcharodon carcharias (great white shark)
Lineage: Eukaryota; Metazoa; Chordata; Chondrichthyes; Lamniformes; Lamnidae
Product: guanylate-binding protein 1-like
Exons: 17
Coding region: 323-3232 (969 amino acids)
Molecular function (GO): GTP binding; GTPase activity
Source: RefSeq, a predicted model, not a curated record
GGAUUGAGUUGAGUUCCGCGGGAGCUCGGGUGCAGCCACACAAACCCCGAGGAGACGCACAGCGGACGGUUCACGGACUCACUGUCUCCAAGGAGGAAUCAGUGCACAGGCGGACACCUCACACUCUGGCACCUCAGAAGCUGAAGCGACAGUUUGAGUUGAGUUCCGCGGGAGCUCGGGGGCAGCCACACAAACCCCGAGGAGGUGCACAGCGGGCGGUUCACGGACACCCUGUCUCCAAGGAGGAUUCAGUGCACAGGCGGACACCUCACACUUUGGCAACUCAGAAGCUGAAGCGACAGGUAUCUGAGAACUGUUUGCAAUGGAGCCUGAUGGUUAUAUGAAGAGGCCCAUACACCUCCUGGAGAUCUCUCCCUCAGGAUCCCUGAGUCUGAAUCCAGAGGCAAUGAAAAUCCUCUCAGCUAUUACCCAGUCUGUCCAGGUGGUGACGAUACUAGGGCCCCCAAACACUGGGAAGUCCUACCUGAUGAACAGGCUGGCCAAUCAGAGGAAAGGAUUCCCAGUGGGCCCUGGGAACAAGGCCCCCGGCCGGAGAAUGUGGAUGUGGUGUCUCCCUCACCCUCAUCAAGAUGAUCAGCGUCUGGUUAUUCUGGAUGUCGACGGAUUGGAAACAAAGGAACAGGGAGAUGACAGCACAGAGACCAGGAUUUGUGCCCUCGCUCUGAUUCUCAGCAGCAUCUUCCUGUAUAACAGUAAAGGCAGGGUCGACCAAGAGGCCCUGGACAAACUGCGCUUCAUCACCAAGAUCUCGCAGUAUGUUCAGAUGCCUUCCGAUGCCAGUGAGAAGGGGGAGUUCCCUGAAUUUCUCUGGUGUGUUCGGGACUCCGAGCUAAAUCUUUGGAUAGGUGGCUUCAGACUGACUGCAGACGAUUCUGACCUGCUAUCUAUUCUGACCCUCAGGCAAGAUACCGACGACUGUUCGGUCAGUUGCUGCCUCAGGAAGCUAUUUCACCGACAGAAAUGUUUCGAAUUCUGCCACCCGUGUCCGGAUGCUGAUGGAAAGAGAAUAGACGAGGUUCUGGAGGGGGAGUUGGACCGGGAAUUCCAGAUGCAGGCAGAAAGACUGAGGGGCUAUGUUCACAACAGCAAAGUGAAAAGCAUCGUGGGAGGCCACAAGGUUAAUGGGCAGAUGUUGGCCAGAUUGAUUGAAACCUGUGUGAGCUGUAUGUGCAAUGGCCGAAUGAUUAUCCUGGAGAAUCUCUGUGACAUCGUCCUAUGUAGGAAGCCGAUUGUGCAACUGGACCAAGUAACUGCUGGAAAAGGAGUGAAAGAACGUUUGGGUUCUUUGAAAGAACCCAAACGUGCCAAGGUGGAAAGGAUUGUCCCCCUCAUGAACCCAAGCGCAGGUCGUGCUGUGUACAACAUGGAGGAGCCCGUGUGUUUGAUUGAGAACAGCGCGUCUGGUGAACUCCAGGUCAGCCAAGAGGCCCUGAACAUCUUGCUGGAGAUCAGCCAGCCGGCGGUGGUGGUGGCCAUAGUGGGUUUGUACCGAACCGGCAAAUCCUACCUCAUGAACAAACUGGCGGGGAGACAGAGAGGUUUCUCACUGGGAUCCACCAUUCAGUCCCACACCAAAGGGAUCUGGAUGAUGUGUGUGCCUCACCCACGAAAUCCUAACCACUGCCUCAUAUUACUGGACACUGAAGGACUGGGGGAUGUGGAGAAGGGUGAUGAAAAGAAUGAUUCUUGGAUCUUUGCUCUUGCCGUGCUGUUGAGCAGUAUGUUGGUGUACAACAGCAUGGGCACCAUCGAUCAGUAUGCAGUCGCGAAGCUGCACUACGUCACGGAACUGACCGAGCUCAUCAAAGUGAAAUCAGGGGCUGGGGACGACGAGUCCAUGGAGUUUGCCCGCUUCUUCCCGGCUUUUGUCUGGUCCGUUCGAGACUUCUCCCUGGAGUUGCAGUUGGAAGGCAGAAAGGUGACAGCGGAUGAAUACCUGGACAACGCUCUCAAACUAAAGCAGGGCACCAGUAAGAAAAUUCAGGACCACAACCUGCCCAGGGAAUGUAUCAGGAAUUAUUUCCCCACUCGCAAGUGUUUUGUGUUUGACCGACCAGCCAAAAAGGAGCUGAUGAAAAAUAUGGAUCAGAUUGCAGACUCCAGACUGGAUCCAGCCUUUGUGAAACAGGCCCAGGAAUUUCUGGAGUAUGUUUACAGCACAGCGCAGAUAAAGAGACUGAAAGGAGGUCACAGAGUCACCGGGAGAUUGCUGGGAAACCUGGCCCUCACCUACGUGGACUCUAUCCGCAGCGGGAAGGUCCCGUGCCUCGAAAGCACGGUCCACAUGUUGGCGGAGAUUGAGAACACGGCCGCGGUCAACGAGGCGACCAAGGCCUAUGAGGGGUGGAUGAAAGAACAGGUCAGUCUCCCGACAAGGACAGUGGAGGAACUAUCGGCGAUCCACAAUCAGUGCCAGUCCCGGGCCCUUCAGCUCUUCAUGAAACAAUGCUUCAAGGAUGAAGGGCAGAAAUAUCAGCAGGAAUUCAUGAGUUCAGUGGCUACGAUCUACACCAACAUGUGUGAGGAGAACAGGAAAGAAUCUGUGAACAUCUCGAGCGCCAUCAUAUUGAGGCUCGGAGCUGCAAUUAAAGAAAAGAUGCAGACAGGGUCUUAUGCAAAGUCAGGAGGAUACGCGGAGUAUGUGAAGGAUGUGGCAGUGCUGGUUGAGGGAUAUCGAGCCAAAACAGGGAAAGGAGUCCAGGCUGAACAGGUUCUUCAAGAUUUUCUAGAAAAGAAGCAGCAAUUCUCAGAGCACCUUCGGCUUGUUGAUAAGAACAUGAUGGCCAGGGAGAAGCAGCUUGCAGCCGAACGGGAGAGGGCAGAAAUAGCAGAGCAAGAGCGGAAAUGGAGGGAGGAGGAGAAACGAGCCGCUGAGCAGCUUCGGAAGGAUGAGAAGCAGGCGAUGGAGGAUACCAUGGCCCAGCUGAAAGAGAAGCUGGAGCAGGAGCGGAGCAGCUUGCAACAAGAACACGAGAAGGUCCUGAAUCAAAGGCUCCUGGAGCAGAAGAAGCUGAAUGAAGAAGGAUUCCAGGGCCGUGCGAGGGAAAUGAAGCAAGAGAUAGACUCCCUGAAGAAGCAACAGAAAGAUUUGGAAUCCCCUUCAUAUGUGGACAUUGUUCUUGACGUGGCCACUCUAGCCUUGCCUGGUUAUUACAGGCUCAUCCCUGCCGGUCUCAAAUUGGGCAAAAACCUGUGGAAAAAAUUUUUCUGAGAGUGCUUUUUGGUGCUAGAGUUGUGGCGGUGUUGAUCAGGAGUUAUAUCACAAGGAGGCAAGAUUAUUACCCAAAUAGCUCCAGGUCCUCCACUUACCCCCAACCCCCAACCCCCCCACCCAAAUUCCAAUUCCCAGGACUCAGCACUCACUAACACAGUAAGAAAGAACCUGGGGCUCAUUCUCAAUGAUCGACCGGGGUGAUUAUUAGUAAGGUGCUUUACUCUGCCUGUGCGUAUGAGACACAAAGUUAGUGCCACGUCAGGUCAGCCAUGAUCUUAUUGACUGGUGGGGACAGGCUUGAGGGGCAGAAUGGUCUACUCCUCCUCCUAUUUCUUAUGUUCUUGUAAAAUAAGAUCACUUUUAACAUUUUUCACAUUGAGCAAGUUAAAGAUUGGGACAGACAGAAGGGGUGUGAAGGUGGAAGUUAAAAUAGUUGGGAAAAAAAACUAAAAACAAUUGCUUGAAUCGAAUUUAUCAUUUAGCAGCACGCUACCGAUAUGCCAGUAAAAAUCAUAUUCUUA